This is a messenger RNA of Ectocarpus siliculosus, 3288 nucleotides long. NCBI's taxonomy places the organism in Eukaryota, Phaeophyceae, Ectocarpales, Ectocarpaceae. The record is from the annotation of a GenBank genome assembly.
AUGAAUGCCCCAUUCAAGGUAAAGGCUCAGGCGAAAGCCAAGGGCGAGAAGAUCAAGGCCAGCAAGAAGAACCAUGACGGGAAAAAGAAGUCCCGGAAGGCUGCUGCCGCCGCAGGCAAAACCAAGGGCGACGGUGGUGGGGCUGUUCAACAACCAGAGGCCGACAAGAUCGUGCACGAGCCAGAGCCUGCCGGCGAGGAUGACCACGCCUUCUUCGACGACGAGGACAACGCCGACUACGCCAACUUCAUGCUCUCACUGGACCCUUCCGGGCUGACCACGUUCAGCAAGAGCGUCAAGGACGGCGUGGCGGUGCCGCCGACCUCCAAGAAAAAGUCGAAACAACGCAAGUCUGAAGCGCCCGCGGCAGCGACUGAAGCACCCGGCAACGCCUCCGCUACUGCCGUAGUCGACGACGCAACGCCUGCAGCAGAAGCAAUCAAAACACCGCCGACGCCUUCAAAGCCAGGAAAGAAAGAGGCCGUGGUCGACGCCAAGCGUCGGAAAGCGUCCACAACGGGGUGGACGGUAGAGGACAGUGGACCGGAGCGGCUCCCGAUCAAGACGCGGCGAGGACUGCUCAAACCGAACGAGCGAAUGAAGCAGUCCGAGGCUAGCACCCAAGACAAGCAAAGCAAGGAAGCUCGGAAGGCGGUGGCUGCUGGUAACAGCAAGGACGGAGGAGAUGAAAACAAUUCAGCGGCGGCGGGAGGGGCGGAGGAGACCAGCAACGGGAAGCAAGACAUCACCGGCAGCGGCGACGCCAUGUCCGACAGCGAUGACUCCGUGUACGAUUCCGGGGACAACUCCGAGUUGGAGGACUACCCCAUGGCCGAGUUCAAUGACGGUAGUAGUGCUGGCGAGAGGAGCGUUGCUAGAGUGACCACUGGAAGUAAGGUGGACCUAGCCGUGCUCAGACAGAGGCGGUUUGAGCAGAAGAAAGCGUUGAUGGGCGAGCUUUGCGAGAGCAUUCUGGGGGCGCCAGAGGAGUCGCUCGUGCGUCCCAAGACCGUCGUCAAGGGCGAGGACGAGCGUUCCAGGAUAGAGCAGCUCUUUGCACUUGUGGAGGACGACGACCAUCGCGUCUGCCACCUGGCACUGUUGUCUCAGUACGCGGUGUUCAAGGACAUCAUCCCGGGAUACAGAAUCCGCGUCCCGACCGCGGCCGAAAUGGCGACAAAGGUCUCCAAGGAGGUGCACCGCGUGAGGGCGCAGGAAGCAGCCCUGCUCCGGGCGUACCAGGGAUACCUCAAGGCUCUCGAGGCAGCGGUGCAAGCGGCCGUGUCGCCAAAGGGCGGGGGCGCCUCCACCUCCGCCGCGCGCGCUCUGGCUUCAGCGGCGAUCCGGUGCAUGUGUGGCCUCCUCUCGGCCCACCCGCACUUCAACUUCAGGUCCAACCUUGUGCGGACGGUGGUGGCGGGCACGAAUCACAAGCUGGCGGAGGUUCGCGAGGCCUGCUGCAAGUGCCUCGGGGGCGUUUUCGAGCAAGACACGCAGGGGGAGGUGUCCUUGGAGAUAGCCAAGGCCGUCGCGAAGUUCAUCAAGGAGCGGAAGUACCAUGUGUCAGAGGGCACGUUGAAGUGCCUCUCGGCGCUGCCCUUGCGCGUUCGGGAGGACGAGCGGGCGCGGGCGAAGGCUCGCGUCAAAAGCAAGAACAGGAAGCGGCGCAGGGAGGGGAGCGUGGAGGCCGGCCUAAUGGAGGCCGACGCUAGCGUGGACGACGAUGUCCGCGCCAAGUGCCAGGCUGACGCUCUGCACGAGGUCAUGCUGACCUAUUUCCGUGUCCUGAAGCGCCGGCCGCCACCACCGGCCCUCUUCCCGGCUGUGAUGGAGGGCCUUGCCAAGUUCGUCCACCUGGUGAACUUGGACACUGUGCAAGAUCUACUGGAUCUCCUCAAAGACCUUCUCACAGAGGAGGAAGGCGAGGAGGAACUGCCCCUCGAGGCCGCCCUUCACUGCGUCCUCGCCGCGUUCCGAGCCCUCCAAGGCCCCGGUCGCGAGCUUCAGACGGACGAGGCCGCCUUCGUGAGCGCGUUAUACCGGCGCUUGCCCGACCUCUUGCGGCCGGAGAACGGGGACGCUAGCGGGAGGAAGACGGUGCUCUGCGUGGCGCUGGUCUAUGACUGCCUGGACGCGGCAUUGGGGAAGAGGCGGGAGCUGUCGACUGCCCGCGUCGCCGCGAUGAUCAAGCGCUUGCUGUCGAUCUCGCUGCAGUUGACUCAGUCUGCCAACCCGGCAUGGGGCCUAGGCGCCGGCGGCCUUCUCCGCGGCGCGCACCGCCUCCUCCUCCGGUACCCGGCAGCGCAGCAGCUCCUGGAGAACGAGCAGGACAGGCCUGGCUCGGGCCCGUUCCGACCGGACCUCACGAACCCCGAGCACGCCAACGCGCUCUCGUCCGCGGCCUGGGAACUGUCUCUGCUGCGGAACAGCUGCGAGCCGGCGAUUGCGGCGGUGGCGGCCGAUAUCGUAGCGCUCGGGUCUCAGGACGCCGCUUCCGGGCUGGCAGCGCUAUACGAACGCGGCAGGGAAGCGCGAGAGGCCGGGGCGGGUCAGGGGAACCUGGGUGCGGUUUUUGCCGGGGUUCCGCUCCCGGAGGGGCGGGCGGUUGCCAUGGGGAAGGCCAGCCUGCUGGAUGCGCCUGCUGCUGCGGGGGGUGCCGUGGCUGCCGGGAAUCAGAAGAAGGGGGCCAAGGGGCAGCAGCAGCAGAGUAAACGGGCGGUGCCCAAGGAUGGGGUAGAUAUCAGGUCCCCGUUGUUGUUGCGGUUGGCGAGGGCGAGUAAUAGUUGAAGCGGUGUCGGGGAGGCAGGACGGGGUCUUGUACGGGGUUGGCAGUGAAUGGCUGAAGUUGAGCCAUGGCUCUGGGACAAGACAGGGUGGUCCGCGAGGAAUUGUUGUGAUGUUGGAGAACGUGUAUUCCAGCAACGGUUAGCGGUUAGGUUUUUCAAGUUGUGCAAGUUGAAUAUUGUACCUGCGGCUUUGGUAAGCACACGCUCCCAUGUCCUCAUUUUGAUGCUCCUCGCCAUGCUCUGACGUAUCUACGUACCAAAGAAAAUACGAGAGCAAGGAGAUUGGGACAAUGCAAGAGCCCAGAAUGGCACCGUGACCUCGUGCGAAAUAUUGAAUGAAUGACUUGCUAUUUAUUUAGCAGAUGCUUUUGAUGUAGCAAGAUGGCGCGUAAAUAUUGCCAAGAAUACACGCGCGUUAGUGUCAGGGCUACCCCCGGGCUGUUAUUUUACAUGCCUACGCAUUUUUGGGUGAAUGGUAGUUGAGCAGUGUGGCUGAGGCAAG